GCAACGAGCUCUGUCUGCGCACCAGCACGCGGUGCAUACAUUUCGACGUGCGCGUGCAGACAAUUGAAGCUCAUUAGAUAAACACAUCCCUCGGGAGUGUUUCGACUUGAGGCUCCUCUCUCAUCGAGCCAUCUGCUCGCACACCGCGAGACCGCUCGCUCACAGACCGCCAUGGCCUACCAUCUCUGCGUCGACUGUGGCGGCUCUAAGACUGCGGCCGCAAUCGCGGACUCUGAGGGCAACAUCCUCGGCCGUGGCCAGGGCGGCCCCUCCAACUUUGCUUACCUCGGACUCCCCAACUUCAUACAAGCGGUCACCGAUACCGUAAACGCUGCUCUCAGGUCGUUCAUGCCCCACACCGAGGCCCAAUCCCUCCUCCCGCCCAGUGCACCGCUUUUCGCCUCCGCGUGGUUCGGCGUCUCCGGCGUUGACAGCAACGCCGCGAUCGCGCGCCUUGUCCCACCUCUUACCGCCCUCCUUGGCGUCGAGCCCGUCGUCGCGAAUGACACACAUCUGCUGGCAGCCCCGCUGCGCAUGCACGACGACGUCUCCGCCGCGAUCGGCUGCGUCUCCGGUACGGGCGGUAUCGUCGUCAGUUUCCGGCAGGGGCAGGGCACGGGCGCGCGCCUCGAGGAGCUCGGGCGCGUCGGCGGCUGGGGGUGGAUCCUGGGCGACGAGGGCGGCGGAUUCCACGUCGGGCGCGAGGCGGUGCGGCAGAUCCUGUGGGACGAGGACCGCGCCUCUGUAUACCCGCCGGAGGAGCGCAAGACGGAGAGCACACUCAAGACGCGCGUUAUGCAGCAUUUUGGCGUCGCGGAUCCGUUCGAGCUCCUCACGGUUGUGCACUGGCCGGACCCCGUCGCGGGGGCGGAGGUGGAUGCCACGGCGCCCGCGUACACGCGCGACGUGCGCGAGAAGCGGCUAUCGUCGCUCGCGCCGCUCGUGUUCGCGGCCGCGUUCGAGGACAAGGAUGCGCUCGCGCUGCGUGUUCUGGGAGUCACGACGAACGUGCUUAUUGACCAGAUCUGCGUGCUACUGCGGCCGGAGGCGGAGGGUACGGAAUAUGCGCCGCGGACGGUGAAGGCGAGCGAGACGAUCCUGUGCUUUGGGGGAAGCCUGGCGGGCGUGGAGGCGUAUAGGAAACUCCUACUAGACGAGCUUGCGCGGAGGGGACACGUUAUGAAGCGGGUGACGUUCAUCGACGACGCGGCGGUGGCUGGUGCGAAGGCGCUCGCAGCGUUGGGCAGAACAUGAUGAUCUCGAGGGAACAAGUGUGUAUGUAUUCGUAAUAUCUUGGGAUUGAUGUACGUGGUAUUUUUCGUUAUGUGGAGGGCUACGUAUGUACCUGCGCGGGCUGGUUCACGGUGUUGUGGCA
Messenger RNA from Trametes versicolor FP-101664 SS1, 1375 nucleotides. RefSeq lists its product as uncharacterized. NCBI's taxonomy places the organism in Eukaryota, Fungi, Basidiomycota, Agaricomycetes, Polyporales, Polyporaceae. The record is from RefSeq and is a predicted model, not a curated record. The coding region runs from base 172 to 1254 and encodes 360 amino acids. The transcript has 2 exons.